GAAACUCUACGUCCGCUUUGCUAGUUGAACCUACUUCGGAAUUUCAAGCCUAUUACUACAAACUUCCCUGUAAGAGACUGUAUACCAAAAUUCAUAAUUUAGAAUCUCGUGAGCACUUUAUGAAAUAACGCACAUCUUGUACUUACAAGCCCAAACUUCACACCUACAUUGAAAAUAGAUUUCUACAGCCAAUGACUUCGCCAUUUCUCUGCACUAACCCCUGCAUAGCCAAUAAGCCAUAAUCAUGAUAGAAACGACAUUAGAACAGCAACUAGUUCCAAAACUUUGAUAUUCACCCCGCGCUCUGUAGUUUCUUCAUCAUGUGCCAACCCCGCGUAAACAAAAUCUCUUGAGAAACCCCUCCAACACAAAUAGUUUUUAAUAUCCAAAUCAAAAACACAACAACAUUGGCAUUCAAAUCUUUUCGUACAACAUAAGAACAAGUCGACAAGAUGGACGGAUUAAACCCGCCAUCAUGGGCACCUGACCAUCAAAACUUGACAACACCUGGCACAGAAGCAGCUGACUAUGAGUAUGGUAGAUCAACAGCAGUCGGUAAGAUAUCAAACUUAUAGAGCGACAAUAUACAAAGCAUGCUAACAUAAUAGAUGAUCAACAACAACCAAGUGCGAUAUCUUCUUACAAUCCAAAUCAACCUCGUCUCGCUAUGGGAAGCAUGGGAGAUCACCGAAAAACCAGCGAUACAGCACCUGAUAACUUUCAAUUCGCUCUGUCUCAAGGUCUGACUUUACCUUUGGUCAAUCCAUUGCAGUAUUCUGAUUAUGACCCUGGCUUUGAUAUUUUUGAAACAGGUAUGCAGGAUGGCUUCGAUAACGCUACAGGUGAUUAUUUUUCAGCAAACAAAUGAAAAGUAAAACGAAUGUCUCCACAGAGUACUAGUAAUGGCGCAGAUGGCUAUGAAUACCCAACACUCGCGACAUCAACUCCUAUACAUAGCAACAUUCCAUUCAACACGAAUCCGGCUCAACUUGCCUUCCCCAACCAAGGAGCAGGUUCACUCCCUCUCGAUCCUGGAAUGGCACAAAGUCAAUUAACCAUUUCCCGCCGACCGCCGCUCAUGCCUUCCACUCAUAAUGGCAAGUUGCGUACCCAAGCACUCUUGGGUUCAACUGGUGGAAGUGGUGGUUUCAAUCAUUUCAGUGGCACCGCACCAGAACACCAUGUCGCCCGCAACGAUCAAGGCCAGACAGCUGCUUCACAUUUUGUACAUUUGACUGUUCAUGAUAAUGGAAGCCCUUCGGACUGGUCAAACAGGAAAUUGAAGUCCCAGCCACUCUCUAAUAACAUGCAAUAUGCUGGUCAAUCAGGAAUGAACCAAGCUUUAGGAAACAAGCCUUCUUUCGAUAAUCCCAAAGCCGGUAGGAGAUCGAAUGUGCCAAGCUGGGUAGUUGAAUUUGAGCGGGCCAUGAAAUCUGAUGGAACAUACAUUGGCCAAACAGACACGAAGAACCAUAAAGAUUGCUCGGCUGAAGCACAGCUGGGCGCCUGCUUAUUGGCAAAAGAAGCCUUUCAGAUUUCGCAAGCAAUAUCGAAUUCUCUAGAGUGUGAGCCCGACGAGGACAGCGGCAGUAAGUCACGUCGUGAGGCUGCUAUAUGGGCUAGUUAAUUUGUCCCACCUGGCAUGGUGGCGCACCAUGGAAAGCAAAAAAAGAAGUUUGUAUCUGAAGAAGUUUAUGCAUUUCACCCCCUAGGUCGCAAGAAUUACUACCAUCGAGUUGAACAAUGGAAUCAACUAUUUGUUGACCACUGGGCCGACAACAAUACCCGUACAAAAAGAUACUUCGAUCUCGAUACGGAAUUUCCUUCGCGCCUCGAUGAUAUAUAUCCCGCUCCUUGGAGUGUAAACUGGUAUCCCGACGUCGAAGUUCAGGGCAAUCCACAAGAACAAAAGGAGUCAAACGAUCUUCAGGAGGGAACAAACACUGCAACCGAUGUCCAGACUAAUACUGCUCCUAGACCCAUCACAAGAGAUUCAAUAAUGCGGAUAGUUUCCAGAAUCUUAAAUCCUCUUUUCACUGGCGCUACAUGUGGUGGAUCGUUCAAAUUCAGCUUUUGGGAUCCAAAGUCUCGGAGAUUCAGCGACAGAAGUCAAGUAACCCAUCUUUCCACGAAGGAACGAAGAAAUACCCUUCGACGCAUUAAAGAUCUUCUUGACAGGACAAUGAGUUUGGCAAGCAUCCCACCGGAGCUUGGUAUUGUAUAUUACAUGUUUCAAGUAAGACUAAUUUCCUUUGCAUGGAGUUUUUUGGUUGUAUUAAUUACUAAAUUUUGUCCAGGAAUGUAAUUCGUCUGCCGAUGCCGAAGGUCUAUACUUGCAUGCAAAAAUUACGACAUUCGACAGAUUCAAGGAACUACCCAAUGAGCUGCGGUGGAUGAUCUGGGGGUAUUGCUGUUCUCCUAAAACAGAGCGCCUUGGUCUUGUGGUUGGAGCGGGCAAGCUCAGGGAGGAAGGAAUCGAACUGCCUAUAACUUUACGAAUAUGUCGUGAAAGUCGCGAAGUCACAGAAUUCUACCACACUGUGCUGGACAAACCGGUAUUUGCGAGAGGAUCAAGAUUCAUAUAUACGGGUCAGAUAACAUACGAUCAGUGCAAAAAAAAGUAUUCUCAGCCAAGACAGCUAGCACUUGGUCCGCAGGAUACAGUAGCCAUUUCAGAUGCUACUCCCCAAAAUAGAAUGGAGCAGACCCUCGAAUGGUAUAACCAAGUCGACGCGAAACAUAGGAAAGGCCUAAAGAGUAUCCGUCACUUGGAAAUUCGAGAUAUCUAUAAUACUCAUUUAGAUUAUCUUUCAGCUUCUCGUCUCGCCAAUAGCAACACAGACCGUGCUCUUCUCAUACCAGCAGUUUUCACAAAUGGCAGCUUGGCUAUGUUUAAAAACCUCAAAACACUAACACUUACGAAUAUUUCAUUUCAUGGUACUUGGCGGGGCCGAUACUCCCGUCCCUAUAAUAGAAAGGAACAGGAGGCUAUGAAAAACUUGAUUUCGGAUUAUCUUGAUGAAGCAAGGGUUGGUGAUGAUAGGCUUGUGUCCAAGAAGAACAUAGUGAUUAGAGACUUUACAGAGAUGGAUGGUCAAAAAGUGGAAAAGGACAAUGGAAGGGUUGACCUGAGCGAAGAGUUCUAUUCAAAGAUGUUAACCCAUCUUCCAGAAGAAUAUCGAAACCAGUCGCAGGACAGACAGAUAGGACGAGUGUGGGAGCGGGAGAAGAAAUAAGGGAGAGAUGAGUGAGGGAUAGAUGGAGGAAUAGUGUAUCUAUAAAUUUUUUAUGAAAUUCAGUCAAAAUUGCA
Molecule: messenger RNA, 3310 nt
Organism: Botrytis cinerea B05.10
Lineage: Eukaryota; Fungi; Ascomycota; Leotiomycetes; Helotiales; Sclerotiniaceae
Exons: 2
Coding region: 2394-3236 (280 amino acids)
Source: RefSeq, a predicted model, not a curated record